Scophthalmus maximus (turbot) is the source of this 3123-nucleotide messenger RNA. It is a transcript of the gene tmprss4a, whose product is annotated as transmembrane serine protease 4a. Gene Ontology annotation, cellular component: membrane. Lineage: Eukaryota; Metazoa; Chordata; Actinopteri; Pleuronectiformes; Scophthalmidae. Gene Ontology annotation, molecular function: calcium ion binding; serine-type endopeptidase activity; protein binding. Gene Ontology annotation, biological process: blood coagulation; proteolysis. The transcript has 13 exons. The record is from RefSeq and is a predicted model, not a curated record. Bases 435 to 1817 code for a protein of 460 amino acids.
UACCUGGAAUACUUCAAUUUUGUUUUGUUUUGUCAGCAGGGUUGGUCAUCCAAAAACAGCUCACUCUCUCUCUCUCUCUGAAUCUGCGUGGCGUCAAACGCAGCGUUAGACACGAGCAGUCUUUAUUACAGCCUUGGGGUUUUAGAGAGGGGCAAGUAAGGCACCCUUUAAGCCAGAUUCAGUUACAGGGUCAUAGAAACAAAAGGGGAGAGGUAGAGAGAGAGAAAGAGAGGGAGACUGAAGGGGGGCAGAGUCCCACCAGGUUUUGUAGUUAGAGUCAGUGGAGCAGGAGGGUGAGAGGAGAAGGACGAAGGACAUACACAGGACACAGAGUUUCUGGGGAGUCCCACCUCCAGGAAGCGAGGACAGUGUUUACUCUGUGCUGCUUGUCAGAGGAGGUGCAUCUGGGCCUAACCAAGACAGACGACUACAUCAUGUGGACAACAGUCCAGCUGCCAGAGGAAAGCACUAGACCGUUGAAUCCCCGGCAGACAGUGGUUCCACGGCCAGGCCGCCACAGAAAGCCCAUGACGGCUCCAAAGACUCAGAGAGAAAAGGCGUCUAGGAGGAAGAAAGUGUUGCUGACUAUCUUGACGGUUGUGGUGUUACUGGGAAUUCUGACCACCGCUGCAUAUUUCAUUAAGCAGCUGAUUGACAGCAAAUACUUCUUCUGUGCUCGUUCAGUGAAGUUCAUCCCAAUCGACAAAACAUGUGACGGGACAGAUGACUGUGCUGGAGGAGAGGAUGAAAUUACGUGUUUGUCAAGCUUCAAAGUCAACACUACGUUUCCAGUUCGACUCAGGUCAGCUUCGCAAGUCCUGCAGGUGUACAGUCCGGGCUCAGGUUGGAGGAGUGUGUGUAGUGACGAAUGGACCAAGCAGUACACACAGAAAGCAUGCAUGCAACUGGGAUACACAAAUAAACCUCAGAGCACCAGUGUCCCAGUGGACACUUUGAUAUCUUCCUUGAAAACUGGACCAUUCGCAGCCAUCAGGCCUGAGGCUCGAACCCAACCCAUACAUAAGGCUACCAUUGACCGACGUGACUGCAGAACCGGAUCUGUCAUAUCUUUGUCUUGUUCAGACUGUGGAGACGUGGGCUUUCAGGACCGCAUUGUCGGGGGCACAGAUGCCGUAAUCGACGACUGGCCCUGGCAGGUCAGCCUGCAGCAGGGUGGGCAACAUACGUGUGGGGGCUCACUGGUGUCACCACGCUGGGUAGUCACCGCUGCCCACUGCUUCGCAGGCAGUAAAAAGGAGCUGAGUCGCUGGAGAGUGGUGUCAGGCCGGACAUUCAUGGGCACACUGGGAGGUUCCUAUGUGGACAGAAUCAUAUUGAAUGGAGACUACGAUCCAGCACGCAACGACUAUGACAUCGCGCUGAUGAGACUCAGCAGCCCGAUCACAGUGGGAGUUGCCCGCAAGCCAGUUUGUCUCCCCCCUAAAGCUUUUGGCCUUGCUGCCAAAGCUUCCAUGACUGUGACGGGCUGGGGAUACCUGGAGGAAAAUGGUAAGGUUUCUCCCUCACUUCAGAAGGCAAACAUCCCUCUGAUAGACCAUGCUGUGUGUUCCAGUCCCACCGUGUAUGGUAGCACCGUGACCCAAAGGAUGAUCUGUGCAGGUUUCAUGGAGGGGAAGGUCGAUGCUUGCCAGGGGGACAGUGGGGGCCCUCUGGUGCACUUCACCUCCUCUAGAUGGUAUCUGGUUGGAGUGGUGAGCUGGGGUGUUGGCUGUGCCCGAGAGAGAAGGCCGGGUGUCUACAGCAACGUGGAAGAAAUGCUCAACUGGAUUCAUACAGUCAUUGAGAAAAACCCCUGAGGUCCUCCACCAUGACAAGCAGACUCCAGUCCAGACUAGUUUGGGCAGGCUCUGAAAAGAAAGUAAAUAUCACUGUGGUUAUUUGAAGAUGUGAGACAUGAGAGGAAGGGGAAAUUGAAGAUGCACCUCAAGAAUACCACAGAUGAACUGUUAAACACUGUGCUUACACACACACACACACGCACACACAUGCACACACAUGCACAUUUCAUACCAACUUAUUACAGGUGUUGUUUCAGGUUCUUAUCUCAGGGGACAAGUAUAUUUAUGUCUGUUGCUGGCCAGUCUGGGGUCUUCAUAUAGCCGAAAGGGCAUACAAACAUGUUUUAGCGUUGACAGAUCCAGUUCAUCGGUUCAAUCAUCAGUUACUGUCAAAUAAAAAUAGACUAUUCGAUCACAGUCUGGCACGAAUUUGAGGACAUAGCAAUAACUGUUCAAGAACUCUUUUCAAACUGUUUUAACUGUGAAGAUUUUGUAACUUACUAGACUGGCAGCCCUCAGGCAUCAUGGACUUGAUGAUUAUGUGCUGUUAUGUUUUUAGGUGUGAAAUGUGAUGUGGGGGUUCAUAGGGUGAACUGCUAUGAAAGAAAGGUGAAUAUUGCAAUCAUGGUGCUGAUUCACUUGAUCUGAUUCGGGCAAACGCACCUUUUACAGCACAGAUGGUGUGCUUGCUCUCUACCACAGAAUCAUAGACAUGAGCACUUUAACUAGAAAGUGAGAAUUACUUGACCUUAGUUUGUACAGAUUAUACCACUAACUAAUCUACUUAUGCACUGAAGACUAAAAACCACACAGUUGUGUUCACCGCGCCUUCACACAGAGUCUUAAAGUGCAAUCAGGUAUCUAGAGUGCCUUCAGAAAACUCACACCAUAGAAUAUUCAGGGUGGUGGUCAUAUUGUUUUUGCCUUCACAGCUUAAAGUUAUUAAGGAGAAAGCGAAACAGAUUUUGUGGUAUGUUCAUUUUCAAAUCUGUGCACAUCAGGCAAAACCUUAAACUGUUUCUUAAUUUUAAGCAAUAAUUCCAUAGGUAGGGAGGUUAAACAAUACACCAACCUGAAUUUUCUGUUUAUCAUUCUCUGGUUUAUAGGGACAUAGGGACAAAAAGAUGUAUAAAUUGGCACUUCUGAAUUUCAAAAUAACUUAACAUUGUAUAUACUGUAUAUUAUAACUUUGCUGGACAUGAAUAGGAUUUUUUUUCAAGGUUUGCAAACGGUAUGGCACAUUUGACUGUAUAUAGGGUAAAUGUUGAUUUUUUUUAUAUACCUGUUAAUAGGUUGUAUAUAUAAUAAAGACAUUUUUCUUUUA